AGAGGAGGAGAGUGCGGGGCGGGAUCCCUCUCACCGCGGUUGCUUGGUGGUGGUGAUGGUUUCCCGCUCGAUGCUGGAACGGGUUGGAAACUUGGCCCCUGGGUCUUACCCACCGCCUCCCGCCCGCUUCUUUGCCGUCUCGGCGGAGCGGGUCAUGGCGGGCGGGAGAGCCCUGGCAGCUGCAGUCGGGGCUUGAGGGGAUGAGCAGCCUCGGGGUUUGGGAAGCAGCUGCGGUCGAGUGAAGGAAGGAAGGAAGGAAGGAAUGAAAUGGCUGUUCCGAGAGCACCAGGAAGAUGCGAACGGUGUCAAUUAACGCACUUCAGUUUUUCACGAAGUAACUUGACCUUUCAAGGUUUUAUGGGUUCGCGUAAUUGCUUAAAGAGCAUCGCUGCGCUCUGUUUGGCAUAUGAAAAGCUUUUCUUUCAUUAGAAGGUUGAAGACUUUGGGCGACAAAUCAAGAGAAGCAAAAAAAAGCAAGCAGAGAACUGUUCAGUCUUUGCCAGAGUUUUCUGCUGGACUGGAAUUACUUAGCAGAUAUGAAGAUGCUUGGGCUGCCCUUCACAAAGGAGCCAAAGAUUGUGCAAAAGCUGGAGAGCUGGUGGAUAGUGAAGUGGUGAUGCUUUCUGCACACUGGGAGAAGAAAAGGAACACCCUGGUGGAACUACAGGAUCAGCUCCAACAAAUACCUGGGUUUUUAGCAGAUCUGGAAUGCCUCACCGCAAGUCUAGCCCAGCUGGAGGCAAACUUUGAAGAAAUGGAGAAUCAUCUAUUGUGUCUUGAGGACUUAUGUGAACAGUGUGAGUUGGAAAGAUACAAAUGUAUGCAGACUUUACAGCUGGAAAACUACAAGAAGACAAAAAGGAAGGAACUUGAGACCUUCAAAGCCGAGCUAGAUGCUGAACAUGCACAGAAGGUUUUGGAUAUGGAGCACACCCAGCAGAUGAAGCUAAAGGAACGUCAGAAGUUCUUUGAAGAAGCCUUCCAGCAGGACAUGGAGCAAUACCUUUCUACAGGAUACUUGCAGAUAGCAGAGAGGCGAGAACCGAUUGGAAGCAUGUCUUCCAUGGAGGUGAAUGUGGACAUGCUGGAGCAGAUGGACCUAAUGGACAUGUCUGACCAAGAAGCACUUGAUGUCUUUUUGAACUCGGGAGGCGAAGACAAUAAUAUGCUUUCUCCUAUGCUGGGGCCGGACUCCAGCACCUACGUGAAUGAGAUAAGCCUCCAGGUCCCGAGCCAGUCCGAAUUACGACAGAAACUGUCUUCUCUGUCAUCAACCUGUACCGACUCUGCCAGCCAAGACGCAAGUGAAGGAGAGUCUCCGGUUGUUCAGUCCGAUGAAGAGGAAGUUCAAGUGGACACUGCCCUUGCUGCUGUAGCUGAAAGGAAGGCUGCUUCAGAUGUUAGUGAUGAAAGUGACUCUCAAACUAUUUGAAUCUUAAAAACCAUAUCCUUUAAGAAUGACGCCGGAAUGAAUGAACACGUGAAUGAAGAGCUUGCCUGUGUAACAAUUCGCUAACCAAGCGUAACAGCCAGACCUUUUUACUUAGUAAUACAGCCUUUUUACAAAAUUGCCAGUCAUGUGGAGGUUGUUUUUUUUAAAAAAAAAAAGCCUAAAGCACACACACUUUAAACAGUAAUCUUGGCGCUCAGGGGAGCAGUAAAACUGUUGUAUAUACUAUGUAUAAGAGAAUUCAAGGGCAAAGAUAGAAGUUACUUUGACCACUAACCUUUAAAUGGCUGAUUGGAAAUCUUGGUGUGUAAUACUGAACCCAAAUUGUUCCUUGCAUGUUUUGGGCCGCUGCAACUGGAGAUUUAGGAUCCAAACCAAAAUGAAAACUUAUUUUCUACUUCUUUACUACCUACUGUCUGCCUACGGCCUUUGUCUGCUCAUGCAGCAGUGUCUACUCUCUCACACCUCUUAUUCAGGGCCAACUUAGUUAUCAUAGGUAUUAAGAAAAACAAAUGAAAAGGAGGAGAGAUGCAUAUUGAAAUGUUACACUCCACAUGGAGUAGAUAUCUUAGCAUUGUAUAAACUUACUCCUCUUUUGAGAUAAAAUAAAGUGUUUCUAUCCCAA
Columba livia (rock pigeon) is the source of this 2075-nucleotide messenger RNA. RefSeq names its product dystrobrevin binding protein 1 (gene DTNBP1). Gene Ontology annotation, cellular component: synaptic vesicle membrane; neuron projection; cytoplasm. The record is from RefSeq and is a predicted model, not a curated record. Lineage: Eukaryota; Metazoa; Chordata; Aves; Columbiformes; Columbidae. The coding region runs from base 407 to 1432 and encodes 341 amino acids. The transcript is spliced from 10 exons. Gene Ontology annotation, biological process: platelet dense granule organization; neuron projection development; regulation of synaptic vesicle exocytosis.